Messenger RNA from Ceratotherium simum simum (southern white rhinoceros), 2563 nucleotides. It is a transcript of the gene TRPV2, whose product is annotated as transient receptor potential cation channel subfamily V member 2. Gene Ontology annotation, cellular component: plasma membrane. The record is from RefSeq and is a predicted model, not a curated record. Gene Ontology annotation, biological process: calcium ion import across plasma membrane. Gene Ontology annotation, molecular function: calcium channel activity; protein binding. NCBI's taxonomy places the organism in Eukaryota, Metazoa, Chordata, Mammalia, Perissodactyla, Rhinocerotidae.
GGCCCCAGCCAGACCUCCCACCCUGACCGGGGUCUGGGAGGAAGGAGGGGCCUCUGACAGCUCUGUUUCCACAGAGGUUGGAGCUGAACAGAGCAGUGUCCUCAGGAUGACCUCGCCCUCCAGCCCUCCCGCUUUCAGGCUUGAGACACUGGAUGACGUCCAAGAAGAGGAUGCUAAAGUGGACAAAGCAAAGCUGGGCCAUGGGGAUGGGCCGCCCCCCAUGGAGUCACCAUUCCAGGGCGAGGACCAGAACUUCCCCCCUCAGAUCAAAGUGAACCUCAAGUACAGAAAGGGAGCAGGUGCCAGCCAGCCAGACCCAAACCGCUUUGACCGUGACCGGCUCUUCAGCGUGGUGUCCCGGGGUGUCCCCGAGGACCUGGCUGGGCUACCAGAAUAUCUGCGCCGGACCAGCAAGUACCUCACUGACUCAGAGUACACAGAGGGCUCUACAGGGAAGACAUGCCUGAUGAAGGCUGUGCUGAACCUUCGGGACGGGGCCAACGCCUGCAUCCUGCCGCUGCUGCAGAUCGACCGGGACUCUGGCAAUCCCCGGCCCCUGGUCAAUGCCCAAUGCUCAGAUGAGUACUACCGAGGCCACAGUGCCCUGCACAUCGCCAUCGAGAAGAGGAGCCUGCAGUGUGUGAAGCUCCUGGUGGAGAAUGGGGCAGAUGUGCAUGCCAGGGCCUGCGGCCACUUCUUCCAGAAAAAGAGCCAAGGGACUUGCUUCUAUUUUGGUGAGCUGCCCCUGUCUCUGGCCGCGUGCACCAAGCAGUGGGAUGUGGUGACCUACCUCCUGGAGAACCCGCACCAGCCAGCCAACCUGCAGGCCGCCGACUCCCUGGGCAACACGGCCCUGCACGCCUUGGUGAUGAUCGCUGACAACUCAGAGGAGAACAGCGCACUGGUGAUCCACAUGUAUGACGGGCUCCUCCGAGCCGGGGCCCGCCUCUGUCCCGCCGUGCAGCUCGAGGACAUCCCCAACCGGCAGGGCCUCACGCCCCUGAAGCUGGCCGCCAAGGAGGGCAAAAUCGAGAUUUUCAGACACAUCCUGCAGCGGGAGUUCCCGGGGCCAUGCCAGCCCCUUUCCCGAAAGUUCACUGAGUGGUGCUACGGGCCUGUCCGGGUGUCGCUGUAUGACCUGGCCUCUGUGGACAGCUGGGAGGAGAACUCAGUGCUGGAGAUCAUCGCCUUUCAUUGCAGAAGCCCGCACCGACACCGAAUGGUGGUUUUGGAGCCACUGAACAAGCUACUGCAGGCGAAAUGGGACCUGCUCAUGCCCAGGUUCUUCUUCAACUUCCUGUGUCACUUGAUCUACAUGCUCAUCUUCACCAUUGUGGCCUACCACCAGCCUGCCCUGGAGAAGCAGGCCUUCUCCCUCAUGAGAGUAACAGGCGGAAACUCCAUGCUGCUACUGGGCCACAUCCUGAUCCUGCUUGGGGGGGUCUACCUCCUCGUGGGCCAGCUGUGGUACUUCUGGAGGCGCCGUCUGUUCAUCUGGAUCUCGCUCAUGGACAGCUACUUUGAAAUCCUCUUCCUGGUCCAGGCCCUGCUCACAGUGCUGUCCCAGGUGCUGUGUUUCCUGGCUGUCGAGUGGUACCUGCCGCUGCUUGUGUCCUCACUGGUGUUGUGCUGGCUGAACCUGCUUUACUAUACACGUGGCUUGCAGCACACAGGCAUCUACAGCGUCAUGAUCCAGAAGGUCAUCCUGCGGGACCUGCUCCGCUUCCUUCUGGUCUACUUAGUCUUCCUUUUUGGCUUUGCUGUAGCCCUGGUGAGCCUCAGCCGGGAGGCCCGGGUCCCCCAGGACCCCACAGGCUCCAAUGUCACGGAAGCAGUGCGGUCUGGGACGGGACAGGAUGAGGAGGGCAGCACGGCCCCAUACAGGGGCAUCCUGGACGCCUCCUUGGAGCUCUUCAAAUUCACCAUCGGCAUGGGCGAGCUGGCCUUCCAGGACCAGCUGCGCUUCCGUGGGGUGGUGCUGCUGCUGCUGCUGGCCUAUGUGCUGCUCACCUACGUCCUGCUGCUCAACAUGCUCAUCGCCCUCAUGAGCGAGACCGUCAACAGCGUGGCCACCGACAGCUGGAGCAUCUGGAAGCUGCAGAAAGCCAUCUCUGUCCUGGAGAUGGAGAAUGGCUACUGGUGGUGCAGGAGGAAGAAGCAGCGGGCAGGUGUGUUGCUGACAGUCGGCACCAGGCCGGAUGGGAGCCCCGACGAGCGCUGGUGCUUCAGGGUGGAGGAAGUGAACUGGGCUGCAUGGGAGCAGACGCUGCCCACAGUGUGCGAGGAGCCAUCAGGGCCAGGUGCUCCUGGUACCAUGAAGAAACCAGUCCUGACCUCCCAACCAGGGGAGGACAAUGCCUCAGAGGAAGAUUGUCUGCCCCUCCAGCUCCUGGAGUCCCACUGAUGGCCCAGAUGCAGCAGGAGGCCGGCAGACAGAGCUACAGAAUUUUUCUAGCCCUACCUGCUGGAUCUGGGGAACUUUGGUGGCAAAUAAAUAUUGUCUUGUGACUAAUUCUCCUGGAGACAUUAUUUGAGCAAAGUUACUGGGCCCUUGGGCCGGUUG